This is a messenger RNA of Coffea eugenioides, 6343 nucleotides long. RefSeq names its product protein ROS1. Gene Ontology annotation, biological process: base-excision repair. Gene Ontology annotation, molecular function: 4 iron, 4 sulfur cluster binding; DNA demethylase activity; DNA N-glycosylase activity. The record is from RefSeq and is a predicted model, not a curated record. The transcript is spliced from 21 exons. NCBI's taxonomy places the organism in Eukaryota, Viridiplantae, Streptophyta, Magnoliopsida, Gentianales, Rubiaceae. Bases 85 to 5985 code for a protein of 1966 amino acids.
AAAAAACAAACACUCUCUCUAUAUGCUUCACCGUUUCCUUCCGCCGUCCGCUACCCUGUGUGAGAUCUCCGGCGACGACUAAGAAUGGAAGCAACGGUAGAGAACUCUACUGUGAUUGUCAAAGGCCCUCAAAUUGAGAAUUCUUGGAUUCCUUCCACCCCUGCGAAGCCUGGUUUGGAAGCUCAGCCAAUCUACACAGAGACGCAAGAACGACAACCAUUGCAAGCAAAUUGGUCCCAACAAUCCCUGCCAUGUGAGGGAAAUGCAUCAGAUGGUUGUAGAAAGGCAGGAAAAUCAAUCAAAUUUCAGCAAGAAAUCAAAGUCCAUAGUGUAGCCACAUGUUGUGGAGAAAACAAUUAUGUGGCUGUAGCCAGAAACUCCGAUGGUUUGGAUGCAACAUCGGCAGCAGAAUCACGGCUGCAUGAAGUCCCACUCAAAUUUUUUCAGGAGUUGUCCUUGGAGACAGACAAGUGGGGCAACGUUUCUUUUCAAGAAUUGAUGGCACUCGCAGAUGCUGCGGGCACUGCCAAAGCUGCUGAGGAAGCGAGUAAAAUUACUGAUUUGAAUGCUGAAAACAUGUCAUGUUGCAUUCAGUUUACCCAGCUGCCAGAAAUAUCCACGAGUUCUUCACUGGAAAACCAAGGCCUGGAUUCGAGUUCUCAGAAUAAUCCUAAGACACCCCAUUGUGAAAAUGUAAUUUCUUCCAGGCUCUGCUUUGAUCUGAAUUCUCCACCAAGAACAAUUGCUGAUGCAUCAACUACACUUGUCUCAUCCCAAUUUGAGCCUGUCACACCUGAUCCGACGAGGAGAACAGAUGGACGGAAAGUGUCCAACUCUGCAGCAGCAGCAAAAGAAACAAGAAUGCAGAAUGAAGUUAUGAUGACACCUGAAUUGCAUGAGCUCCAAAACAAUCAGUCAGUGCUGGUUGAGAAUCAAUCUUGGGCUACCAUCUCCACUGUAAUAGGGGAGAAUUUCAAGCCUGAAGUAGGCAGUGAACAGCAGACUGAUCUGACCAAGACACCACUGCAGAAGCCAAGGAGGAGAAAGCACAGACCUAAAGUGGUUGUUGAAGGUCAACCUAAUACGAAGCGCAAUCGCAGUCGGGGAACACCAAAGCCUACUGGCCAUCAGGAAAUUGCAAAACCCAAGAGGAAAUAUGUUAGGAAAAGUACAGUCGGCAAACCAGUGGAUAGUCCUUUGGAAGGCAAAACCAAUGGAACAGAUCUAGAAGCAACACCCAAGAGGAAAUAUGUUAGGAGAAGUGCAGUCGGCAAGCCUGUGGAUACUCCUUUGGAAGGCAAAACCGAUGGAACAGAUUUAGAAGCAAAGCCUUCUAGUUCGGAGAAUGUGCCAAAAAGUAAGAGGAAGUAUGUCAGAAGAAAAGGGGUUGAACAAUCCACCACUCCCUUGGAAGUGGGGUGUACUACCAGAAAUGACACAAUGUCAGUUCGAGUAACACGAAGCUCCUGCAAGAAGUCACUAAAUUUCAACUCUGAAGGCCGAGGUCCAGAUGAAAGGUCCACACAGCCCCCUUUAGACGUUGAUGCUAAGUCACAUUCACAGGCUUCGAUUCCAGAGGAUCAAUCAAGAUCAACCAUGAAGCUUGGACAGGAAAUGGAAGUGGCACAGCCCCCUUUAGAUGCUGAUGCAAAGUCACAUUCACAGGCUUCCAUUCCAGAGGAUCAAUCAAGAUCAACCAUGAAGCUUGGACAGGGAAUGGAAGUGACAGUUGAAAAGACUGAAAUAGGCAUUGCUUAUGACCUCACACAAACCAUAGAUCAUGCAUUCCAAGGCUACCUUUUUGUCAACGAAAGUCAACCCUCUGGAGAUACAACUUAUUGCACAAGCAAUCAAAAUGGAUGUACGAGAGGGAAAUGUCAAAUAGUUUUCUCAGAUGUAACUCAUGACAAAGAGGCAAGCAAUUUUGGGACAUUGUCAUCUGACGCUAGGUGUGUGACAGGGAGUACUUCCAGCUGCAGCAGCAGUGCAUGCUUGACCCAAGAAACACAAUCAAGGAAAUCAAAGAGCCAGCGAUCGUUUAGAAGUGACGAGUCAGAAUCUCGCAGGAUAAAUGCUACCGGGGCCCAUUACAAUUCAUUGCAGGCAUGCCAAGAGCUCUUUCCACCAUAUGGCUACAACUGUCAAGGAACUCCAAGCAUGCAGUUUCCAACAAUUUUCAAGAAAAAGAGGACAGAAAAUUCACAUAAAUCAGCAACUUCAAGCAUUCUGCCAAAAUCCAGUACCUAUGACAAUGAUGGUCGGGAUAGUCUAUGCCCUUCCAAUGAUUCUCAGAUAUACAAUUUCACAUCAGGAACUGAUUUCAUGAUGUCUGCUGCUCAUUCUGAUGCUAAUAGUAUCCCAACGGCAGCAGCAGCAGCAGCUGAUGGUACCCAACAUGAACAGAACCCUUUCGUUUGCCUUCCAAUCUUGAGAAGUGCAGAAAGAUUGACGAAGAAAAGAUCUAAAGGCCCCAUUCGGGUUCGAGAUUUUGCUUCUCUGCAUGAAAUUUGGGGGCAGUUUCCUACUUCCAGCAGAGGAAUGCUGAGUUCUGGAGUUUUAAAAGGACCGCACACAUGCAUGGAUGCUCUGGUUGCUCACAAUCGGCCAAGAAUGACAACAAAGAAGCGGUCAAAGAGAAACUCUGUUGCUUCAAAUUCUUCCUUUUCAAAUACCUAUGAUCAUCAGAAAUUUGCAAAAAAGUCAAUGGGGUCUUCAACUAAAUUGUGGAAAAAUAAAUCUUCAACAAUUGAUGCCAUCAUUGAGCAGUUUAACUGCCUUGAUAUACAAAAGGAACACAACAGAUUGUUCAACCAAGAACAGAACGCACUAGUCACAUACCAAGUGGACUAUCCAUUGCAGAAUUCUAUUGUUCUUUAUCAAAGUAAUGGAUCUGUUGUACCUUAUGAUGGUUCGUCUUCUCAAAUUAGGAAGCGCCGGCCACGGCCUAAAGUUGACCUUGAUGAGGAGACAAAUAGAGUGUGGAAGCUUUUGCUGGAAGACAUAAACAAUGACGGCAUUGAUGGAACAGAUCAGCAGAAGGCACAAUGGUGGGCAGGUGAACGGGCAGUAUUCCGUGGAAGAGCAAACUCAUUUAUUGCCAGGAUGCAUCUAGUCCAGGGAGACAGACGCUUCACCCCAUGGAAGGGAUCGGUAGUAGACUCUGUAGUUGGAGUCUUCCUUACACAGAAUGUGUCUGAUCACCUUUCUAGUUCUGCCUUCAUCUCAAUGGCUGCUAGAUUCCCCCUCAAAUCGAAGAGCAAUCACUAUCAUACACGACCAUGUGAACAACAGACAACUGAGGGACAAGUAAUAAUAGAUCCAGAUGAUACAAUUAAAUGGCACAAAAAGGUUUCAAGUCAACUUGCUUGCCUCCAGGAUUCCGUCACUCUAUGUGACAAGGAGUGCAAUGAAGAAGUAACCAGUACCAGGGAUUCCUCUGGAGAUACAUCUGAAGGCACCAAAGCAACAAAAAUUUUAAGAUCCGUCUCUUCAGAUUCUUCAGAAUGUAGUCCAAAACUGUAUAAUGAACCAGACAUUAGCAGCUUAAAAUCUCAGGAUGAUCAAAGACUGGCAAGCUUUAAUGGAGAUAGCAGAGAACUUGAUGUAAUUUCUUCUCAGAAUUCUGUAAUUUCCUCUCACAGCUCUGUGGAGACUAUAAACAAGGCUGAGUCAUACUCACAAAGUUCCUCCGAAGCUGAACCAGCUGAUGGUACUUGUGGCUCUUUUGUAAAACUGUUACAGAUGGCAGGAACAACAAUGUUGCAUGGAGUUUAUAAUGAAGGAAGCAGAAAGAGGUCAUCAAGUCUCGGCAUGCCAACCAAAUCAGAAGGCGUGAAUUCAGGAUUUGGAGAGCUCAGGAACUUUGAUCAGUCAGAAGAUAACAGAUUCAGUGAUGCCUACAAAGAAAAUGAGCUUUUUGUAACCGAACAAAUUGGAUCAGCAGAAUCUUCAGCAGGAGUUCCAUGUCAGAAUACAAUUGCUAUUAGUUUCGAAGAAUUACAGAAGUUUUCAAUUGAAAAUUCUGACUCCAACUCUCCUAACAACCAUCAAAGGCCAAUUGAAGAUCAAGAGACUGAACUUGUGUCAGAAGUUCAAAAGCAAGAGAAUAACUGCAGAGUUGGGCAAGUUUCAAAUCCUCUAAGUUCUUCAGAAUGUAUUUUGGAUGUCUCAGGAAAAACCCAAAUAACUAGAAAUCAGAAGGCUGUUCAUUUGAAUCUGAAUGACUGCAAUACAAUUGUGGAGAAAAUUGAUGAGGUGAGCCCUAGUAUAUCCAAUGCCAAAAGGGGAAGAAAUGGAAAAGAGAAAAAGGAUGCCAUUGAUUGGGAUAGUUUAAGAAUACAGGCACUCUCUAAUGGUGAAAAGAGAGAGAGGACAGCCAAUACAAUGGACUCAGUGGACUGGGAAGCGGUGAGAUGUGCAGAAGUUGAGGACAUCGCUGAGACCAUCAAAGAAAGGGGAAUGAACAAUAUGUUAGCUAAGAGAAUCCAAGACUUCCUAAACAGGCUUGUCACAGAUCAUGGAAGCAUUGAUCUGGAAUGGCUGCGGGAUGUCCCACCAGAUAGGGUCAAAGACUACCUAUUAAGUGUAAAGGGUUUGGGUCUAAAAAGUGUAGAAUGUGUGAGGCUUUUGACACUUCACCAUCUUGCUUUCCCAGUGGAUACAAAUGUUGGACGUAUUGCUGUAAGACUGGGCUGGGUACCACUUCAGCCACUUCCUGAGUCACUUCAGUUGCACCUUCUAGAACUGUACCCUGUGCUGGAGUCAAUCCAAAAGUUUUUAUGGCCAAGGCUCUGCAAGCUUGAUCAACGAACCUUGUAUGAGCUGCAUUAUCAAAUGAUAACAUUUGGAAAGGUUUUUUGCACAAAAAGCAAACCAAAUUGCAAUUCGUGCCCCAUGCGAGGAGAAUGCAGGCAUUUUGCAAGUGCCUUUGCAAGUGCUAGGCUUGCCCUCCCAGCACCAGAGGAUAAAAGCAUCAUUACUGCAGCACAAUACAGAGAACCCAAUACAAAUCCAGAAGAAAACAUAAAUCACCUGCAACUGCCUCUACCUCAAACUAGUCAACAAUUGGAAUCUGGUUCUCAAGUUGGAACCUGCGGUCCUAUCAUUGAAGAGCCUGCAACACCAGAGCCUAUCAUCGAACAGCCAGCAAGCCCACAGCUAGAACAUACACAAAUACCAGAGCUUGACAUUGAGGACGCAUUCCAUGAAGAUGAAGAUGCUGAUGAGAUUCCUACCAUUAAACUCAAUAUUGAGGAGUUGAAUCAGAAUCUGUUGAACUACAUUCAAAAGAAUGUUGUUUUAACUUCAGAGAGUGAAAUGUCAAAGGCAUUAGUGGUUUUAACUCCAGAAGCUGCUUCAAUCCCCACGACUAAACUUAAGAACAUAAGCCGAUUAAGGACAGAGCAUUACGUCUACGAGCUUCCUGAUGCGCAUCCACUGCUGAAAGGGUUUGACCAACGAGAACCAGAUGAUCCAUCGUCAUACCUUCUCGCCAUAUGGACACCAGGUGAAACUAUAGACUCUAUUCAGCCACCAGAAAGAUCAUGCAGCUUCCAAGAAUCUGGCAAACUAUGUGAUCGGGAAACAUGCUUUUCGUGCAACAGCAUACGUGAAGCAAACUCCCAAACUGUUCGAGGCACACUACUGAUACCAUGUCGAACAGCUAUGAGAGGAAGCUUUCCGCUUAAUGGCACAUACUUCCAAGUUAAUGAGGUGUUUGCGGACCACGAAUCUAGCCUUAACCCAAUUGAUGUGCCAAGAAAUUGGUUGUGGAAUUUGCGUAGACGAACAGUUUACUUUGGAACAUCCAUACCUACCAUAUUUAAAGGACUGUCACAGGAGGAAAUUCAAUACUGCUUCUGGAGAGGGUUCGUGUGCUUGAGGGGAUUUGACAGGAAGACACGAGCGCCUCGACCACUUGUUGCUAGACUACACUUCCCAGCCAGCAAGUUGACUAAGAAAAGAGGAAGGACAGAUGAAAGUUAAGCCAUUGAUCCCUCACCAUUGCUGCAUUCUAUAAUAUUUGGUGACAUGGCACCAAACUAGAGGACUUGGAUUUUGAAAGAAGUAAACAAUAGUCAGCAAGUUUUGUAUAAAGGCAAUCACAAGGGAUUCGGCAUGUUUUAGCAUAAUGUGAUCGUUAAACUUUUGUUGUAUAGAGUCAAUUAACUUAAUGGAAAAGAGGCCGGUCAGCGAAAUUAGGUCAUGUUUCUUUACAUUACCACCUCGUUUCUUUAUAAUUGUCGUUUUUUCCUUUUUGGAAAAUUGUCUCAAAUUUUGUUGGAUAUGGGAUGGCAUUUUAAAAGUGUGGUAAGACCAAUAGAUCUCCAGAAACGCUACAUGA